UUUAAUGGGUUGAAUACAAACAUAGUGUAACAGUAAUAUACGACUGUGUUGUUACAACAGUGAGAUCGUUUUUAUUUGUUGGUAGAACCGCCGGCUCGAGCUCUGUGUAAAGCUUCAAAUUUUUCACUCGGGAUCGUCUUUGAAAUUGAUUGUUGCGGCGGUGCUUCUUGCACAGAAAUGGCAUCAAUAUCGGCGACACAUCAGCGCAGUAUGAGCCCGGGGUCCAUACCGCUGGCAGACGCUCUAGUCCCCGCCAGCAUAUUUGCACCGGACCGGGGAGGGUUCGGCGAGGAUGUCGGGGACGAGAGCUUCGAGGACGUGGACAUGGUUAACGGCGAGACCGAGGAUCGCGGUGUGGACUUUACCAACAAGCUGGCACUGGUUAGCCCCAAUGGAGAGCAGUACGACUCAUUAGUUCGCCAGCUGCGGGACAGGAUGGAAGAAGGCUGUGGAGAGACCAUCUAUGUGGUUGGAAUGGGCUCAGAUGGUGGUGACUGGGGUCUGGAUGAAAAGGAUAUGGAGGCCUCAGUGGCUACAGUUCGAUCUAUGUGUGAACAGCUGGAUGCUGACCUCAUCCCGCUCCGGGAGCGCAGUGAGGCUGCUGGUUUUGUGCAGGACUUUCUCAUUCGCCGGCGAGUGGGAGAGCUCGACUUCCUGGAAGUCAGAGUGGCAGUUGUGGGGAACGUGGACGCCGGUAAGAGUACCCUGCUGGGGGUGUUAACACAUGGCGAGCUGGACAAUGGCAGAGGCUUUGCCCGACAGAAGCUCUUCAGACACAAGCACGAGAUGGAGAGCGGCAGGACAAGCAGCGUGGGUAAUGAUAUCCUGGGCUUCGACCAGUCAGGACAGGUAGUGAACAAGCCAGACAGUCAUGGAGGAAGUCUGGACUGGACAAAAAUCUGUGAGAAGUCCUCCAAGGUUAUAACAUUCAUUGACCUGGCUGGCCAUGAGAAGUAUCUCAAGACCACCGUAUUUGGAAUGACUGGACACCUUCCGGACUUCUGCAUGCUCAUGGUGGGCAGUAAUGCAGGUAUUGUUGGAAUGACCAAAGAGCACCUGGGCCUGGCCUUAGCUCUGAAUGUGCCUGUGUUUGUCGUGGUCACAAAGAUUGACAUGUGUCCAGCCAAUAUCCUACAAGAGACAUUGAAGCUGCUCCAGAGGUUACUGAAAUCCCCCGGUUGUAGGAAGAUCCCAGUCCUGGUGCAAAACAAGGAUGACGUCAUAGUCACAGCCUCUAACUUCAGCUCCGAGAGGAUGUGCCCCAUUUUUCAGAUCUCUAAUGUGACUGGAGAGAACAUGGACCUGCUUAAGAUGUUUCUCAACCUGCUGUCGUCAAGGACCUCUUACAGAGACGACCAGCCUGCAGAGUUUCAGAUAGACGACACCUACUCUGUGCCGGGGGUAGGAACAGUAGUAUCUGGAACGACUUUACGAGGACUCAUACGUCUUAAUGACACCAUGUUGUUAGGUCCUGACCCUCUGGGCAGCUUUAUUCCAAUUGCUGUCAAAUCAAUCCACCGCAAGAGAAUGCCUGUCAAGGAAGUCAGAGGCGGCCAGACCGCAUCAUUUGCUCUGAAAAAGAUCAAGCGUUCGUCGAUACGAAAAGGCAUGGUGAUGGUUUCCCCGAGAUUAAGCCCCCAAGCCACCUGGGAGUUUGAGGCUGAGAUCCUGGUACUUCAUCACCCCACCACGAUAUCCCCAAGAUACCAGGCCAUGGUUCACUGUGGUAGCAUACGGCAGACAGCUACCAUCUUGUCCAUGAACAGAGACUGUUUGCGGACAGGGGACAAAGCUUCAGUUCACUUCCGCUUCAUUAAAACCCCCGAAUACCUGCACUGUGACCAGAGACUGGUGUUCAGAGAGGGACGCACCAAAGCUGUGGGGACCAUCACUAAGCUUUUGCAGUCCACCAAUAAUUUGCCAUCAAAUUCCAAACCUUCGCAAAUCAAAAUGCAGUCUACAAAAAAGACCACACCCCGUAAAGAGGAUGGCACCACAGCAGCCAACGAUGAUGCAGCAACGAUAUCACAGUCAGCUGGUCCAAACGUGACACAAACGGGAGAGGGAGAUGAAGACCCUCAGAUAAAAGAGGGCAACAAAGAAAACAAGCCAAAGUCAGGAGGAGGUGGAAGGCGGCGAGGUGGGCAGAGGCACAAAGGAAAAGGCCAGAACAGCAGCACCCACUCAACAGCACCUGCUUCUUCAUCAGGCCCGGGGGGCUGCUGAAUGUUGAACCUGCCAUCUGCCGCUACCCCCCCCCCCCCCCCCAUACGUCCCGUCCACAUAGUGUCUUCAUCGCACAAACCUCAAAAGGAAAUCAACAUUUGGACCAAGAUGCUCCUUUCCACACCAGGGACCCAUUUCAGAAAGGUGGUUAAAAAAACAAAACAAACAAAAAAGAAAAACUCUGAAGCUUCCAUGCUUCCUGAGUUUUUAGUGAAACCAGCUUUGUGAAGCAGACCCCGGACUUCAAUUUGAAAGUAAACAUGAACCAUGUGACAAAUCGGAAGGCACAUUCCGUUCAUGCAUUUUUAAUAUAAGCCGUCUUCACGAGGUUGAGUGAUUUCAGUGCUGGAGUGCAGUGAGACUGGUCUCAGUCAGAAUGUUCUGUGGUUAUAACCAUAUUUAAAAAUGCACAGUUCCAAACAACUACUUCUACAUCAGUGACGGACGAGGUUUUUGACCUCCAAAACAUCAAUCUGCUGCAAAUCGUGAAUUAUCCACAAACC
Molecule: messenger RNA, 2729 nt
Organism: Thalassophryne amazonica
Lineage: Eukaryota; Metazoa; Chordata; Actinopteri; Batrachoidiformes; Batrachoididae
Gene: gtpbp1
Product: GTP binding protein 1
Exons: 14
Coding region: 178-2226 (682 amino acids)
Biological process (GO): translational elongation
Molecular function (GO): translation elongation factor activity; GTP binding; GTPase activity
Source: RefSeq, a predicted model, not a curated record